This is a messenger RNA of Phanerochaete carnosa HHB-10118-sp, 1988 nucleotides long. RefSeq lists its product as uncharacterized. NCBI's taxonomy places the organism in Eukaryota, Fungi, Basidiomycota, Agaricomycetes, Polyporales, Phanerochaetaceae. The record is from RefSeq and is a predicted model, not a curated record. The transcript has 10 exons. Gene Ontology annotation, molecular function: monooxygenase activity; heme binding; oxidoreductase activity, acting on paired donors, with incorporation or reduction of molecular oxygen. Bases 168 to 1775 code for a protein of 535 amino acids.
GAUCCCGCCGUCACCGCCCAUAGAAAGACAAUGUUUCAGAUUACCUGAAUGCCUCGCGAAGUGUGUACUAACAGGCGAGGCACCCCGACCAAUGCGCCAAUACACCUUACGUAUCGAACGCGGGAUAUCACGCGCUGACUCCCUGGCUGUCUCCACCUUGAGCUAACAUGGGGUCCAUGUCGUUGUACAAAAAGCGCGGCUCAGGAAAUCGCCGUUCGCAUGCCAAACGAAUUUCUCCCCAAAUUACCGUUAUCGCCAGUUGCAGCCAAAAUCCCAUGACAAGCGACCCGUUAUCAUAUGUCGGCGAGCUGACGACAGCGCAAGUCGUCGCCGGGGUUGUUCUCGUAUGGCUGCUCGUCCGCCACUUGAGCGCGAAGAACCUCCGCCAUAUCCCGACCGAAGGCGGACCCUCUUUGCCAAUUCUAUCUUUCAUCGGGCUUUACAACUUCCUCACCCAUGGAAGAGAGAUCAUGCAGCGGGGUUAUCAGAGGCACAGGGGCAGGACUUUCAAAGUUGCUAUGGUGGAUCGCUGGCUUGUUGUGCUCUCCGGUAAGAAGUUGGUCGACGAGCUGCAGAAGAUGCCAGAUGACACAGUGUCAUCUGCUACAACGGAGGUUUUCGAGAUGCAUCAUGUGUUCGACUCUUACUGGCACAGAGACCCUGUUCAUAUACCGAUACUGCGAAAUCUCACGCGAAAUCUCGCAUUGGUAUUCGAAGACAUGUUUGACGAGCUCAGCAUGGCCUUCCGAGAGCAUAUUCCCGCGAACAGCGAUCGUUGGCUGCCAGUCCACGCUUCUCCUGUCAUGAGCACAAUCAUUACACGUGCUGCAAACCGCGUAUUUGUCGGCAUGCCCACUUGUCGAGACAGUGGCUAUGUACACAUGAUGGUGCACUUCGAAGAGGACGUAAGCAAAGCCGUGAGGCUUCUCGCAAUAUUCCCUGGUUUUAUGAAGCGCAUCGCCGGUAGGAAAGCCACGGUCAUCGACAGACGUGUUCAACAGUGCCUCGACUACCUGCGGCCAGCUAUCGACGACCGGAUGGCUAUGAUGACCAGGUUUGGGAAGGACUGGGCAGACAAACCGAAUGAUCUAUUGCAGUGGAUUAUUGAUGAAGUUGUAGCUCGCAAUCAAGGGCCAGAAGAGGUCGCGCGCAUAGUAUUGUUUAUCAACUUCGGGGCCAUUGGGACGACCUCAUCCGCCAUACUCCAAGCCUUGUACGACGUCUCUAUGCGUCCCGAGCUCGCUAACACUCUCCGGGAAGAGGUUGAAGUGGCUGUGGCCGAAGAAGGUUGGACGAAAGCCGCGACGAACAAGAUGCGCAAGCUCGACAGCUUCUUGCGCGAGUGCGAGCGGCACAACGGCCCGACCACUGUGUCGAUGUUCCGCAACAUCCUGCAGCCGGUGACGCUCUCGGAUGGGACAUUCCUUCCCAAGGGUGCGACGGUCGUCACACCGACAUUCGCGACUCACUUCGACGAGGAGAACUAUCCGAACGCGACCCUUUUCGACCCGCUUCGGUCUUACAAGAGCGACAAGUCCGUGCAGCCGCAGCUGAUUACCACCUCCGCAGACUACGUAACAUUCGGGCAUGGCAAGCACGCGUGCCCUGGUCGGUUCUUCGCCUCCAACGAGCUCAAAGCCAUGUUAGCGUAUAUCGUCGUAAACUAUGACCUCAAACCAGAGUAUGAGGGUGUCCGUCCCGAGAACUUGCAGAGGGGACUGACCAAUGACCCGAACGAUACCGCACGAGUGCUGUUCAGGAGACAGGUUGACUAGAAGGUGCGGGAGGGAACCGUGAAACGCGCGAAGUUACCACUUUGGGACGGCUCUAGAAAGUUUCAAUUUUCUCAUCAUGAUACUCAUCAUGGCCUGGACAUUUCAGACAGGGAAUCGCCACGGAGAGGGUUAGUUUCAAUCUUAUCGCAUACGUCAGUCUGCUAUGCCGCUCUGCUUUGCUGAACAUGAUGUCCUGCCCGAUAGGCUAUCCAG